This is a messenger RNA of Glossina fuscipes, 315 nucleotides long. RefSeq names its product suppressor of hairless protein-like. Gene Ontology annotation, biological process: regulation of transcription by RNA polymerase II. Gene Ontology annotation, cellular component: nucleus. Gene Ontology annotation, molecular function: DNA-binding transcription activator activity, RNA polymerase II-specific; RNA polymerase II cis-regulatory region sequence-specific DNA binding. The record is from RefSeq and is a predicted model, not a curated record. NCBI's taxonomy places the organism in Eukaryota, Metazoa, Arthropoda, Insecta, Diptera, Glossinidae. Bases 1 to 315 code for a protein of 104 amino acids. The transcript has a single exon.
AUGUUUUAUGGUAACGGUCACGAUAUUGGAGUUUUCAAUUCAAAGCGCAUUAAGGUGAUUUCGAAAUCUUCGAAAAAGAAACAGUCAUUAAAAAGUGCUGACUUAUGUAUAGCUAGCCGUACAAAUGUGGCUCUAUUUAAUCGUUUACGCUCACAAACGGUAUCCACACGUUACCUGCAUGUUGAAAAUGGUCAUUUUCAUGCGUCUUCGACGCAAUGGGCAGCCUUUACCAUUCAUAUACUGGACGAUAAUGAAUCAGAAAUGGAAGAUUUUAAUGUUCGUGAAGGUUAUAUACAUUAUGGUGCUAUACAGUGA